GAUCCGAACUCCCCCUUAAGCCUACAAAGACUCUCACUACUGUGUUUGCUUUGUAAGAAUUUUUUCUGGAAAAAAUGCAGGCUCCCGAGGAUAUUCGCAAUCUUCCAAUCGACAUCACGUUCUCCCGUCUUGGUGAAUGGCUCGUCGAUCGGAAAAGAAUACCUGCUGAUUGGCGUAAGCGUUUGGCAGCUUUGAGAGUUCGCAUUUCGAAGGAGUUCUUGUCGCUGCCCAAGGAUGCCAAUCCCCAUUUCCAUACCUUAGACCAUGAAGAUAUUGGUUAUUUGGAGGCGAAGAAAGUAUAUAAUAUUCUUCUAGAGUCAACCUCAGAAAGCCGGAAUAUAUUUGGCCGGCUAUCAGGUGCUGCUGGUGCUUGGGAGACGAUUGUACGAACUUAUGAGAAGGAUCAUAUUUUUCUUGGCGAAGCAGCUCAAAUAAUUGUUCAGAAUGUGAUUUAUGAAAUUCCAUAUCAGAAGAAACAGGUCCAAAAGAUUCAUCAACAGCUAGCUGAGCUGGAUCGUAAAGAAUCUGAUACUAAAAGAAACGCUUCUAUUUCGGCAACUAAAUAUCUUGAGGCUUGCCAGGAUCUCGGUUUGCAGGGAAAAAAUGUAAGAGUUGAACUUCUGGAGACCGCACGGUCACUUCCAAGCACAUUUAGCAGAAUAUUAGAAGUCAUAAAUGGUGAUUCUGUGUCACGUGCUAUUGAAUACUAUUCCAAUUUUGUAAGGGAUGCUCACUCGGACAAGGAUAAACAUGUGACUGUAGUACCAAACCUGGGCGAUUUACGUGAGCAUCCUCCUUCUUUACAUGUGUCUGUGGGCUUUGAGAUUGUUGAUUCUGUAAACGUUCAGUCAAGCUAUAUAGAACCAGAUGCUGUUGGAGGAGUAGGAACUGCUGCUGAUAAUAUUGACUGGGAUAUAUCUGUAGAAAAUACUCAGAUUGAUUGGGAUAUAGGUGCAUUGGAAGAGACCGAGGAUACAGGAAAUGGUUUGGGACCUUAUGAAAUAGUUCAUGCGAGUGAAGCUGUGGAAUUAGAUCAAAUGGAAUCUAACAAGGAGGGUAGUAGUACAUUGCCAGAGACUACUGUGUCUGAGAUAUCUUGGGAUGUCAGUGUUGAAACACCUCAAGUUGAUAUCAUUGAUGAUGUAACCUUGCCCGACAUUGAGAUGGAUCAUAAAACAUUCAUUCCUUCGACUCAAUCUGCAGAAACCACUGAAGUAAGGAGCCAGCUUUUGGAGACAGAGUAUAGGAAUAAGAUUCUUGAUGAUCUGUAUGAGCUUAAGGCAUUUCUGAAUCAACGUUUGAAUGAAUUGAAGAAUGAUGAAACUCUAUCGUUGCAACAUCAAGUCCAGGCAGUUGCUCCCUUUGUGCUGCAGCAAUAUACCCCUGAUGCCAUUGAGACGAUGCUAUCAGAUGUUUCCUUGGCUAUAUCAUUACUGUCAAGUAGGAAAACUCAAGAUUUAAUUAUGAUUCUCAACUCUAAAAGAUUUCUAGAGAGAUUAGUUAGUACACUAGAGGAAAAGAAGCAGCGUGAAGUGAAGCUGAAAGAAGGGUUAAAGGACUUAGCUGCCAAACGCAUGGAGCUUCAAAAUUCAUUAGCUUCAUCUUGGCCAAAACAAGAAGCAGCUCUGGCGAAAACCAGGGAGUUGAAGAAGUUAUGUGAAAGCAGUUUAUCAUCCAUGUUUGAUGGGAGACCUGUCAACAUUAUUGGCGAAAUAAACAGUGUGUUGACAAGUGGUCUCAGUGCGUAAAUAGGUAAUAAUGUCUGGCAGAAUGAUAAAUGUGAUCCUAAAUCAAUCUGUAAAAGAGAGUAGCUUUACUAAUGCUUUAACUUAUCGAAACCUUUGAGUUGUGGUGUUGUUUUUAGCAAUAGAAAUGGGAGCAUCUAUAAUACUUGACAACCCGAGCGUAUGGACAACGAAGACACUAGCCACUAGACUCUCAUAGAAGUGGUUCAACUCAAAACGGAAAAGUCAUAUGAUCCAUUUUCAGCAACUCUUAUCCAUCUAUCUAUUCUCGUUGAAAAUAGCUCUUCCCAUAGUUUCAGCAACUUUCACGCAUGCUAACUUUAAAUAUUUGUGUUCCUCUGUGUACUAUCUUUAAAUUUUAGCCAAUCCCAGAGAUUUUUACUUCUUUUCACAUCUCUCUGGAUAACAUAUCUUAGGGCUUGUUAGCUUUGGUUAAGAUCGUCAUUCGAUGAUUCAUGACCUGUUUGGUAAUUUAUUGUUUAAAAAAAA
This is a messenger RNA of Momordica charantia (bitter melon), 2234 nucleotides long. Its product is annotated as CDK5RAP3 protein homolog. NCBI's taxonomy places the organism in Eukaryota, Viridiplantae, Streptophyta, Magnoliopsida, Cucurbitales, Cucurbitaceae. Gene Ontology annotation, biological process: regulation of mitotic cell cycle. The record is from RefSeq and is a predicted model, not a curated record. Gene Ontology annotation, cellular component: endomembrane system.